AUGGUUAUGGCACCUACUGCUUGUGGGCCUGCUGAACAAGUUUACAUACCUACAAAAUUUGGCCACGAUAAACACGACAAUCUCACUAGUCAGUGUUGUAACCAUGGCAGGGACGAUAUUUCGCAAUCCAGGUUGGCUGCCAAAGACCUGGUCCUGGAUGUCCUGAAGAAACGCGCGUCGGAGAUCGAUGUUGAUAACUGCGCACCUGGAGCGGAGGAUCCGUUUUAUGUGGCAGACAUGGGCGAGAUCUACCGUCAGCACCUGCGCUGGAAAAUGAACCUGGGCCGUGUCAAACCGUUCUAUGCGGUCAAGUGCAACCCCGAUCCCGAGAUCCUUCGUCUCAUGUCCAAGCUUGGAAAUGGCUUUGACUGCGCGUCUAAAUCAGAGAUCGACUUGGCUCUGGAAACCGGCGUCGAUCCCAGCCGCAUCAUCUACGCGCAACCCUGCAAGACCAAGUCGUAUCUGCGCUACGCGGCUCAAGUGGGCGUCAAACAGAUGACCUUCGAUAAUGCUGACGAGCUCUACAAGAUCAAGGCUCACUUUCCCGAUGCGGAACUCUACCUGCGCAUCCUGACCGACGACUCGACCAGCCUGUGCAGGCUCAGCAUGAAGUUCGGAGCUUCUUUGGAUGUCGCUCGGCAACUGCUCGAGUUGGCGCGUGAUCUGAAACUGAAGGUCGUUGGCGUCAGCUUUCACGUGGGAUCAGGUGCAGAGGAUCCCAAGGCCUUCGUCAAGGCCGUUCAGGACGCGAGAUGGGUUUUCGACCAGGCAGCGGAAGUGGGCCACGAACUCCACACAUUGGAUGUCGGUGGUGGCUUCUGCGAGAGCACCUUUGACAAAUUCUCCGGCGUUCUGAGCGAAGCUCUUGAUAGCUAUUUUCCAUUGCCCAUCCGCAUCAUUGCCGAGCCAGGUCGUUACUACGUUUCCAGCGCCUUUACCCUUGCGGCUAAUGUGAUCGCACGCCGUGAUGCACCGGAUCCGCUGGAUCCAUCCCGUGACGCGUACAUGCUAUAUCUCAACGAUGGUGUUUAUGGGAAUUUCUCGAACAUCAUCUUCGACCAUCAGCACCCGGUUGCUCGGAUCCUCACCUGUGCGAGCAGUUCUAGGGCGUCUUCUCCGAACACUUCCUCUUUGGACGGCAUUUGCUACUCCAUCUGGGGGCCAACCUGCGACGGUAUCGACGUCAUUUCGGAGCGCAUCACUCUGCCCGGUCUGCUCGAUGUCGGUGACUGGCUCUAUUUCGAGGACAUGGGCGCUUACUCCAAGUGCAGCGCUACCAGGUUCAACGGCUUCUCCGACAACCACGAGGUGAUCUAUAUCUCCAGCGAAGCCGGCGCUACCGCCCUCCUCGAUUAUUAG
Molecule: messenger RNA, 1359 nt
Organism: Monascus purpureus
Lineage: Eukaryota; Fungi; Ascomycota; Eurotiomycetes; Eurotiales; Aspergillaceae
Source: the annotation of a GenBank genome assembly